AUGUCCACCUCGCGCAAGCGCCCUCGCGCCGAGGUCGAGGAAAACAAGGCCGAAUGCCCCUUCAGCAUCACCUACGCCGAACCCGACAUCAAGGCACAGAAGAAAUCCAAGAAGAGGAGGAAACCAGAGCAAGAAGAGGAAGAUGGGAAGAAGAGCUCCAAGCAACUCUCUCCCUUCUCCCCUUCCGGCGACUUCAACGGCAAGAGCGCUAACGAUGUUCUGGACUUGGAAUACCAUGUGCAUCCGCAGAAGAAGUGGUUGGAGAUGACACGAUACAAUAGCUUCGUCCUAAACGGGACGAAGUAUUUCAGUGAGGGCUUUAUCUACGUCGCAAACGACCAGACAGUCCAACGCCAAAAGGCCGCAGCGGAAGGCUCGACAGAUGCCAACGAGCCUGAGAAGGUCCUGAAGCGGUCCAAGUCCGAAGACGACUGGGUAGCGCGCAUUCUGGAGAUCCGCGCUAGUGAUGAACACCACGUCUAUGCGCGCAUAUACUGGAUGUACUGGCCGGAGGAGCUGCCGGAGGGCACGAUGGAAGGAAAGAGAUACACGGGAGGUCGUCAGCCGUACCACGGCCACAACGAGCUGAUUGCUUCCAACCACAUGGACAUCAUCAACGUCGUUAGUGUGACAUUGCCCGCCACCGUCAAGCAAUGGAUUGAAGAGAACGACGACGAGAUUCAGGAGGCCCUCUAUUGGCGUCAGGCCUUUGACUGUCGCACCCAGCAGCUCUCGUCAGUUGAACGCACCUGCAAAUGCCGACAGCCCGCCAACCCGGAUAAGACCCUCGUCGGGUGCUCCAACAAGGAAUGCGGAAAGUGGCUACACGAACACUGUCUUCGAGAGGAAACCCUGAUGCGAACAUACGAGCGACUUGGCAAGGACAAGCCCCACUUCACCGCGAAACCCCCGACAGACGGAACAGCGUCGGUCGCUGAGAGCGACAAGGUCAAGGAAGAAAAGCCGCUCGAUGACGGUGUAAACGAACCCCUCAGCCCUACCGAGAGCGGUGCCGACGUGAAGCAAACAAUCGAUGCCAAGCCGAGCGAUGCGCUAGAAGAGAUCAAUGGGCAGUCAGUAACCGAGGGAACGCCUGCCGUUGUCGAUGAGCACGUUUCGCAACCACCUACAACUCCUGCCACACCAACCGUACCCGAGGUGUCGGCAGCGGCGUCGUCACGCAAGGUGAGAUCCUUCAAGAAGAAGCCGUCUUCCGCCGACGCAAAGCCGUGGGAGGGCUUGUUCGAGGCGAGGAUCUUGAUGGACAUGACCCCAUCGACGAUUAAAAUCAGGGAUCUUCGAGAGAACGUCACUGAAGGCGAGAAGGUGUGGACUGAGCCGCUGCUCUGCGUCGUUUGCGGAGGGUCAUUUCACAAACCGCCAACGCGACGAUGGGGUGCCGAGCUUCACUUCUCGAUGUACUUAUUCCAGCAGGCACUUUAUUCAACACACCGGAGCGGUGACUUAGGAAGUGCUGCUGUUUUGCUUAUGACGAUUUCCAAUAUGAUUGGGGUUCGGGAUGAGGGAGGACAGGUCUGGGCAGGCGGGGCGAGACCUGGACAGCUGAAGGCGAGUCUCAAGGAAGAAGACUGGUUAUUCGGGUGUGGCUGGAGUUGGCAUAAGGAAUUGGUCUUGGUGUAUUCUCAAGAGACAGACAGAAGGACGCCAACAAAAGGGGACGCAAAAGGCGAACAAGGCCAGCAGAGCGGCCAAUUUGGAGACCAGAGUCUUGCGAGCACCAUUGUCAUGAUUGAUGAGACUUGCUCGAUUGACCAGAGACGUCUCAUGUGGUGGUUCACUGUGAUUAUUGCCGUUCAACACCGAGAGCUCCAAGAGCUCCGGCGGCAGUGGAGAGCUGCGCUGACUCGAGAGGUAGCAAUAGCUCCAAGAACUCACUCCCUUUCUCCGUGCCUCUUUAACAUGCCCGAGGUGGUAGGUGCAGCCCAGAACUCCCGGUCCUGGGGAAUCCAAUCGACACCGCCACCCUUUCAUCGCCAACGACUCCGAAGAAGCUCAAACACAACCUCCUCCAGCGAUAGACACACAUACAAAGAGCCCAUCAUGGCCUCCGUCGACCCCUUCGACUCGGCUCUCGACCUCCUCCGCCGCCUGAACCCGAAACACACGACCGACCACCUGAACGCAAUCAUUUCCCUCGCACCGGAUCUGACGGAGGACCUUCUCUCGUCCGUCGACCAACCCCUGACCGUCAAGCGCUGCAAGCAGACGGGCCGCGACUACCUCCUCUGCGACUACAACCGCGACGGCGACAGCUACCGCUCCCCAUGGAGCAACCAGUUCGACCCGCCUCUGGACGAGGGCGGCGUCGGCGGCGUCGGUGCCGGCGGUAGCGAGGGCGCCGGCGAAGGCGCGAUCCCGAGCGAGAGGGUCCGCAAGAUGGAGGUCAAGGCCAAUGAGGCGUUUGACGUGUACCGAGAUCUGUACUACGAGGGUGGUGUGAGCAGCGUAUACUUUUGGAACCUGGACGAUGGAUUCGCCGGCGUGGUUCUCUUGAAGAAAUCCGCGACCCCCGGCGGAAGCGCAGAGGGCGUAUGGGACUCGAUCCACGUUUUCGAGGCCAUUGAGCGCGGCCGCACGACGCAGUACAAGCUCACCUCGACCGUCAUCCUCUCGCUCUCCACCUCGACCAACGCCCUGGGCGACAUGGACCUCAGCGGCAACAUGACGCGGCAGGUUGAGCAGGAGCUCCCCGUCGACGGCGACGAGAGCCACAUUGCCAACGUGGGACGGCUCGUCGAGGACAUGGAGCUCAAGAUGCGUAACCUGCUGCAGGAGGUCUACUUUGGCAAGGCCAAGGACGUCGUCGGCGACCUGCGGAGCGUGGGCAGCCUUAGCGGGGCUGGUAGGGACCGCGCGGCGCAGAGGGAGAUUAUCGGGAGCAUGCAGAACACGGGUGUGGCGCCGGAUGUCGAGAUCGGGUUGUACGGCUUGGCAUUUUCCAAGCCGGGCUUUUCAAUAUCCCCCAAGAUCGAGUUUCACUGUUUUGCGUCGUUGGCGUCGGUGGAGGAGAAAAAGGAAACGAUCGCGCGCGCCUACAUCUCUUGUCUUGAAUCUCUAGAUCCCUUGACAGAUGCAUUUUUUUUCUUGCUCCGGCAGCAGGGCUCGUCCCUUUGCCUGGUUCGGUUUUUGACGUGUAUGGGUUUGGGGGAGAGAAGUUUGUCUCCGAUGUUCGGCACGAUUUGCGUUCGACAAGGCUCUGUUGGAUCUCUGUAUCACUGUGGCGCUUGGAUGGACCAUCACACCGGCUUCAAGACUUUUCGUCUCUUUGCCCUCUUUAUGGUAUACGCAAGUAUACAAGUCCUCGGUUUUCGGAUAUGGUUUCUUCUGCAUAGAGACAUGCGUUGUAGACUCUGGACAUAUUUUCGGUCCAUGUUGCGCGGCACCAGCACCGAUUCGGCGCGUGUAGAGGUCAUCGUGGCCAUGUAUUCAUGCGAAGACCUCAAUCACCAGUUAAGGGUUUCUUCCUGGCCCCCUAGCAGCCAUAAAGAAGAGAACCGGCUUCGUGAGCGGGACUUGGUCGGCAUCAGCUCAAAUCACAGCUCGGCACCGAGUGGACGCAAUUCUUUCGGCAAGAUCUUCCAGCCUGCUCUAGUUCUGGCAGUCCUCGAUCCUCAGCUAUACUCUCACUUUUCAAGCGCCCCGCGAGGAUCAAGAGACAAUCUUCGGAUAGGUAACUGUUCCCUUGGCUAUGCCCGCAAACCUGGAAGCCGAAUUCGUUUUACACAGAAGCCAGUCAGAGACUUGCCGAAGUAA
Colletotrichum lupini is the source of this 3774-nucleotide messenger RNA. Its product is annotated as BAH domain-containing protein. Gene Ontology annotation, molecular function: actin filament binding; chromatin binding. The record is from RefSeq and is a predicted model, not a curated record. NCBI's taxonomy places the organism in Eukaryota, Fungi, Ascomycota, Sordariomycetes, Glomerellales, Glomerellaceae. Gene Ontology annotation, cellular component: actin cortical patch; cytoplasm; F-actin capping protein complex. Gene Ontology annotation, biological process: barbed-end actin filament capping; actin cytoskeleton organization; cell morphogenesis. The transcript is spliced from 18 exons. The coding region runs from base 1 to 3774 and encodes 1257 amino acids.